Molecule: messenger RNA, 2100 nt
Organism: Saccoglossus kowalevskii
Lineage: Eukaryota; Metazoa; Hemichordata; Enteropneusta; Harrimaniidae
Product: glucose-induced degradation protein 4 homolog
Biological process (GO): proteasome-mediated ubiquitin-dependent protein catabolic process; protein targeting to vacuole; negative regulation of gluconeogenesis
Cellular component (GO): GID complex
Source: RefSeq, a predicted model, not a curated record
GGCUGGAUCGGAUCGUCUCAAUAACGAUGGACCAAUCAAAGUUGUUGUAACAUGUGAGAGAGCAACGUAGGUGAGUUGAGUGGGAAUCCUCAGCGGCCAUUUUUACUUGGGAAAUCCCUUAGGUGGAAACACGGAUUGUACAGGUAAAAUGCCUGGCAAAAUCGAACUAGUCCCGCCUCCCCCGGCGAACACGACGCAGCCAGGAGUAACCAGAUCACUUCUUUACAGCGGUUCGAAGUUCCGAGGUUAUCAGAAAAGCAAGGGUAAUUGCUAUGACGUCGAAGUAGAGUUGCAGCACGUAGACGAAGCUAGUAGUUUCCUUUGUGGAUAUCUUAAAAUCAAAGGAUUGACAGAAGAAUUUCCCACCUUAACAACUUUCUUUGAUGGUGAAAUUAUUAGCCAAAAAUAUCCAUUUUUAACGAGGAAGUGGGAUGCAGAUGAAGAGGUGGAUCGAAAGCAUUGGGGAAAAUUUUUAUCUUUUUAUCAAUAUGCCAAAACUUUUAAUUCAGACUCCUUUACUUAUGAAGAAUUAAAAAACACAGAUUUUGUAUUUAUGAGAUGGAAGGAGCAUUUUCUUGUCCCAGAUCACACUAUUAAGGACAUUAAUGGUGCAUCAUUUGCCGGCUUUUAUUACAUAUGCUUUACUAAAUCCACCGCAAGCAUUGAAGGCUAUUACUAUCACAGGAGCUCAGAAUGGUUUCAGUCUUUAAAUCUUACCCAUGUGCUAGAACACAGUGUACCAAUCUACGAGUUCCGAUAGACACCUACCACAGUUUCUCAUUUACGAGUCUCGAUAGACGCCUACUACAAUGUACCAUUUCCGUGUCCAAUAGAUGCCUAUCACAGUGUACCAAUCUACGAGUUCCAGUAGAUGCCCACCACAGUGUACCAAUCUAUGAGUUCCAGUAGACGCCUACCACAGUGUAUCAAUUUGGCUUUCGAUAUUCCAGAUACAAAUGUUCAAGUUUUGAGCUUUUGUGUAAGAAGUGUGAUUCACCAGUUAGACUGUGUCAAAGUGAAAAGUUACCUAAUGUGCCAGUUUGUAUGAUAAUAAUCAAAACUUCAAAUAUUUACUACCAAUUUUGGUGUAGCUUACUUUGUCAUGGUAUAACUUACUGUAAUUGUAGUGUUUAAAUUGAUUUAUAUGAAACAAGUGUUUCUUUGUUUUCUUGUCAUAUCUUAUCGUUGAAGGAAUGAUGAAGUUAACCAUUUUCCAUAUUGUAGACAAAUCACACAUCUAUGUUAUCGACUUGACACAGAACAUGGUGUUGCAUACUCUUUAUAACUUAACUAUGAACAUAAAAGUUACAUCAUAGCACUAGGGAGUUGAUAAAAUACAAUUACUAGACAUUUUAAUAUGUUAUCAAUGCUGGUUUUAUAAUCUGUUUAAGUACAAAAUAAUGUUUUUCUCAAAAUAAAAUCAGAACCUUGGUCUUAAUAUUUUGAUUGCUAGAAUUGAGUUAUAUUUAAUAAUUUCUUUGGCAUUUGUUUUAUUAAACUUUUUUUUAAUUUUUCUGUCUUUGCGAGAGUAAGAGGUUUAAUUAUAUUUUUUUUAAAAGAUUAUCUAUUUUUAAGAUAACUCUCAAAGUCAGUAUGAAUGGUAUAUAAAUAAGACAGCAGGCAAUGUGUUAAUAUAAAUGUUUUUUUUUUGUUGUUUUUUUUCAAUAAACUAAUUUAUUUCUGCAUUUGUUUUAGGAAGUUUUAACAUUGUUCUUCCAAUGGGCAUCACACACAUGUUCUAACUGAACUGAUUUGAAUAAUUUGGAUUCAGAUAAAAGAUUGGAUUUACUUACAGUGUGUUAACUCUGAAUUGUUAUGUUAAUCAUGUUAUUAGUACAUGUACUUGAUGUUAGUUUGAUAUUUUGCGCAUACAGUUAUACAGGUUUUGUUUGUUUUUGUGUAAAAAAAAAAUAUCUUGUAUAAUUUUCCCCAAUUAGAGUAUCAUCUUUGAUUACAAAUUAUAAACAUACCUGUACAUAAGUAAGUUAACAUAUAAAGAGUCUUUUAUUGUGGUCCUGAUAUUCAGGGUAACAUUCGUCUCGCAUGCAAUUUUUCACAAAAAUAAUUGCAAAACUUACUUUUCUCACUUUUCAAAAAAAA